Sporisorium graminicola is the source of this 1740-nucleotide messenger RNA. RefSeq lists its product as uncharacterized. The record is from RefSeq and is a predicted model, not a curated record. Bases 1 to 1740 code for a protein of 579 amino acids. NCBI's taxonomy places the organism in Eukaryota, Fungi, Basidiomycota, Ustilaginomycetes, Ustilaginales, Ustilaginaceae. Gene Ontology annotation, biological process: transmembrane transport. The transcript has 2 exons. Gene Ontology annotation, molecular function: transmembrane transporter activity.
AUGUCGACUCUUGAACCCAAACAGAAGACCCUCCUGGCCGCAGACCGCAAGUCUUCGAUCUCGAGUAGUGCUGAUGACAAGGAUCCAAUUUCCACUCCCUCGUCCGGCGGAGCCACCGCGCCGGCCGAUGAGGAGCUCACAAAGCUGAGGGUAUUGCUCAUCCUCAUCAUGACGGGCACGCUCAUGUUCCUUGUAGCUUUGGACAAGACCAUCAUCGGUGUCGCACUGCCGUCCAUCUCGAACGAAUUCCAUUCGCUCAACGACGUUGGCUGGUACGGUUCCGCUUACAUGGCAACCACGGCUGCAUUCCAACUCGUGUGGGGUCGCAUCUACAAGGCCAACCCGGUCAAACCCACGUUCCUGAUCGCCGUACUCAUCUUUGAGGUCGGUUCCGCUGUCUGCGGUGCUGCUCCCAGCUCCAAGGGCUUCAUCGUUGGAAGGGCGGUUGCAGGCGCUGGAGGUGCCGGCAUCAUGAACGGCGCCAUCUCAAUUUUGAUGGCCGUUGUUCCACUCGAAAAGCGAGCCGCUGCACAAGCGAGUUUUGGCGCUGUGUUUGGCAUCGCAUCCGCGCUGGGUCCUUUGCUUGGCGGCGCUUUUACGCAACGGGUCUCGUGGCGAUGGUGCUUUUACAUCAAUUUGCCCUUUGCUGUCGUUGCUGUCCUUCCUGUCAUCUUCUUCCUCGAUGGAAAAAAGACCGCCGACAAGGGCAAGACCACGCCACCGUUCUUGCAGCAGGUUCGACAGCUCGAUCCCGUCGGUGUCAUCCUCGUGCUUGGCAGCAUCGUCUCCCUGAUUCUUGCCCUGCAGUUCGGUGGUCAGGCAUCGUCAGCGGACAGCCUGAAUUCGUGGAACACGCCUCGCGUCAUUGCCCUGCUGGUGGUGUUCGCCGUCGCUCUGCUUGCCUUCAUCGCAUGGCAAAUCUACAUGAAGGACCGCGCUCUGCUGCCGCCCAAAGUGUUCGUCGAGAGGUCCGUACUUGGAUCGUUCUGGUACAUGUGGUUCCUUGCCGCGUCCAUGACGGUGCUCUUCUACUACGUACCCAUCUGGUUCCAGGUGGUCAAAGGCCAGACGCCCAUCAGGAGCAGCUACAGCACGCUCGCUUCCAUCGUACCUUUUUGCGGUGCCAACAUCAUCGCCGGAGUGAUCGUCAAGAAGACAGGCCACUACGCUCCUCCCAUGAUCCUGCCGCCCGUCAUUGGCUCGAUCGGUGCUGGGCUCAUCACGACCUGGACUUCGACCUCGCCCAAGGCGCAGUGGGCCGGAUAUCAGGUGCUGUACGGCCUUGGCAUGGGCGUGGGUAUGACGGGUGCUUCGCUUGCUGUACAGGCCGUGCUUCCAACGCCGGACGUGCCGCUCGGAAUUGGUGCUAUCUUCUUUGCGCGCGAGAUGGGCAGCGCCGUGUUUGUCGCGGCGGCAGAGAACCUGCUCUCCUCCCGUCUCGUCAAGGGGCUCGAGCAGAUCCCAGAGCUCAAAGAUCGAGCUGCGCAAUUGGCACAAGCCGGAGUUGCCGAGAUCCGACGUGCUGCCGAAAGCAUGGGCGAGCAAGUGCUGCGCGAAACAAUCGGAGCUUUCACCGCUGCACUGCGCAAUGUGUGGUACCUUGUGGUGGCGCUGACGGUGGCGAUGAUCGUACCGUUCUUCCUGAUCAAGUGGUUGAACCUUAACAAGAUCGGUAAGGAGCGGGCUGAGCAAGCCAAGGCGGCCAAGAAGCAAGCUAGCAAGGCGCACGAGGAGGCGUGA